AUGUUUCUGCGUUACUACUUGGACGAGGAAGGAAAUCGAGUUUACACUCUUAAAAAAUUGGAUCCUGAAGGUAAAGAAACACUGUCGGCUCAUCCAGCGCGAUUCAGUCCUGAAGACAAAUAUUCCAAAUAUCGCAUUGCUGUUAAAAAACGAUUUAAACUUUUACCAGCUUUGCAAGCCAAAGAACUUUUUUAA
Dracunculus medinensis (Guinea worm) is the source of this 195-nucleotide messenger RNA. The record is from the annotation of a GenBank genome assembly. Lineage: Eukaryota; Metazoa; Nematoda; Chromadorea; Rhabditida; Dracunculidae.